AUGCCCACGUUCAAACACACGGGCUCGCCGCCGCCGCCGUCGUCCCCGAGCGCAGCGGCCGGCGACGUCGACGCGAGCGCGCCGCCGGAGGUGGACGACCACUACAGAAACACGAUCGAGCAGCUCAAGCGCGACAUCGACGCGGCGCCGCCCAGGCCGAAGGACGCCGACGGCGCCGCCGGCGGGAAGCCGACGUCGUCGUACCCGGCCACGAACCAAAACAAUCCCAGGAGCGGGUUCCGAGGCGUCUCGCAGAAGAGUCUGAACUGCUACGGCGCGAGCGUGUACGUCUCGCGGCUCAAUCGGAACGUCUUCCUCGGCGUGUUCCCGUCCGCCGAGCUCGCCGCGCGCAUGUACGACGCCGCCGCGACGAUCGUCUUCGGUCCGGACGCGUACGUAAACUUCCCGGGCUCGGCGACGCACGAGCCGCCGACGGGCGCGCAAGUCGCCGCGAUGAAGCUCAAGGUGACCGGGGGAAGGACGGCGUCGUGUAAGGAGUGCGGGCAGGAGUUGCCGGUCAAGACGCGCGUGUGCGGGCGGUGUCGCGCCCCCGUGAAAUUCAAAGACGUGCCGUUCAAAGGCGUGCGCGUGAAGCUUCGCGGGAACAACCAGCCGCGGUAUCAGGCGGUGUUUUGUCUGAAGGGAAAGGUGGAGUUCAUCGGCACGUUCCGGACGCAGGAAGAAGCCGCGCGGGCGUACGACGCGCGCGCGAGGGAGGCGUACGGCGACGAGGAGGGCCGCACGAAUUUCGCGACGACGGCGGAGGCGGACGCCGCGUGCGAGGUGGGGCUCCGCAAGCUGUCCGCCGCCGGCGGGGACUUGGCCCCGAUCGUCACGAAGCGGAAGUCGGAGCGGAAGUCGGACGGCGACGACUCGGACGACGAGCUCGAGCUGCGGCGGCGGAAGAAGAGACGACGCGAGGAGAAGGCGUCGGGCGGCGGGAAUGGAGGCGGCGGGAAUGGCGGCGGCGGGAAAGGUAAAGGCGGCGGCUCGGGGAGAGGGCGACGGAGCAACUACUACGACCGGCUUCUCGUCUCGGGCGGCGGCGGGUUCGUCGACGCGGACGAGCGCGCGUGGGGCGGGGGCGCGGGGAACGAUCUCUCGAGCACGGGCGGGCUGGACUUUUCCGUGGCGCCGCCGAAGCAGCGGAAGGGGGGGAAGUCCAUCGCGGAGCAGCUGUUAGGAUCGCUGUGA
Micromonas pusilla CCMP1545 is the source of this 1194-nucleotide messenger RNA. Its product is annotated as rav-like protein. NCBI's taxonomy places the organism in Eukaryota, Viridiplantae, Chlorophyta, Mamiellophyceae, Mamiellales, Mamiellaceae. Gene Ontology annotation, biological process: regulation of DNA-templated transcription. The record is from RefSeq and is a predicted model, not a curated record. The coding region runs from base 1 to 1194 and encodes 397 amino acids. Gene Ontology annotation, molecular function: DNA binding; DNA-binding transcription factor activity. The transcript has a single exon.